This is a messenger RNA of Theileria equi strain WA, 1407 nucleotides long. RefSeq lists its product as hypothetical. The transcript has a single exon. The record is from RefSeq and is a predicted model, not a curated record. Lineage: Eukaryota; Apicomplexa; Aconoidasida; Piroplasmida; Theileriidae. Bases 1 to 1407 code for a protein of 468 amino acids.
AUGGAGUUUAAUGAUCAAAUGGAUGUUAAUUUUUCAAAAACCAAUUCUGAAAACCAAAGAUCCUUUAAUGGACCCUUGGGAGAUUAUGGAGGAUCACGUUUUGCCUCUAUUUUCAAUGAGAAUAAACUCAAGUCUGCCGAUGAUGACGAUGAUUAUAAACUUCUUAUGGAAAGCAUAUUGAAAAGUGGCGGGAAAACGAUCGUUGAUCGUUUGAAUGUUGGUGAACGUGGGUUUGCAGUAGACUACACACCCUCUACAUCACUAAACACUUCAUCCACGAGCAUUAAUUCACUGAACAGCAAUGCCACAAAUUCGUAUGCCUAUGUUCCUUAUGUUAGUACUUCAACCGUUAAUUCUAUGGAUAACAUAACUAACACAGCGAAUGGUUCAUUCGAUUCUUUUGUCAGAUCUAUAAAUUGGUCCAAUUCCAACAAUAAUGGCUCUUCCUUUAGGGAUUCGAUGAGACCCUCAAGCAGUAUUGCUUCUGAGAGGUCCAUAUUCAGUGAUUUUAAUUCAUUCAAUAUUGAUUGGAGUUUUGGUGGUUCUUCAUCAUUCAGGAGCCCUGUUGUACAACCAACAUAUGUGGAAUCCCUUCAAGCACUGAGCAUCUCUUCCAGUCAACGUACUCAACCUUUUGUAGGAAGGGGUAUGUCAAAGUAUUUUAAUUAUCAAAAUACUGUAUCAAGUGAACUUGGACGUGCUUUAUCUAACAUAAGCAGUAUUCUUGAUCCUAGAUCUGUUGGAAUUCGUCAACGCCCUGUGGGUUCCCAGGGCACAUUUAAAUCUAUCAACGCCUUCAGGAAGAAUAUUCCUAAGAAGAAAAAGAAGAAGAACAAUGAACAUUUUGCUCUUAUUUCUCUAAGGGAUAAAGAAUUUGACGACGCUGUUGACUAUCUGAAGGAGACCCUGGUUUCUCUAUACAAGGACCAAAUUCCACCCGUAUAUUUCAAUGUAAGGGGUAGAUUUAUAGAAUUUAACUCUAAGGGAAUUGCUCCUGAACAUAUCAUGGAUGUUUGUAAGCGGAGAUCCGACAUAUUCAAUGUUGUCACAAAUGGAUCACUUAAUGAAACGUAUAUAUACUUGGUCGAGCCUCCAAGCUGGUUCAACAAUUGGGUUGAUCGUAACGAUAUGAACGAUACAUAUCCUCAAGAUAUGUGGGACCAAUUCAUCACUUUCUUAGAAGGAGUAGCUAGCGGUCGCGAUAAUACAAUUUUCUUCCCGGGGAGUAUCUACGGUAUGUCUAGGGUUCUACAAAGACUCAACUUGCCCUUCUUGGCUAACAUGACUCUUGGAACCAUCUGUCACAUUGUUCAAUUAGCUAUUCGAGUAAGAAAGCUGAUAGUUUAUGAUGUCAAAACUUUGAAACCAUCACCUUCGUUUUUUUCUAUACGCCCAACUCAGGGUUGA